GGCCUUUGCCAUAUAGGAAUUGUUUUUUUUUAUAGAAUAUAGAACCAGGCAGGCUGAAACACCAAAAUGAGCACCUACCAGCAAAGCAGCGAGGGGAAAUUUAUCCCGGCCACAAAGCGUCCAGAUGGCACCUGGCGCAAGGCGCGUCGUGUGAAGGAUGGGUAUGUGCCCCAGGAGGAGGUGCCGCUGUACGAGAGCAAGGGCAAGCAGUUUGUCGCCCAAAGACAGACUGGAGUGCCGCCUGGCAUGUGUCCCAUUCUAGCGGCAGAGUCAAAGAAGGAGCGCGAGAAGCAGGAGCGGACGAAAACAAAGAAGCAGGACAAGAACAAGGAAGGAGUUGACUCAAGUGGCCCCAGUGGCCCCAGUGGCGGGUCACCGCUUAAGGUUGUCCAACCGUCGUCUGACAGCAAGAUCACCAAUGUCAAUGGGAUAACAAACGCUCUGGAGGAUAAAUUGAAGAUCAGCUUGCCCGAAGAGGUCGAUACUGAAAAACAAUUAAAAAAGCUUCGCAAGAAAAUCCGCGAAAUCGAACAAAUCGAGAGCAGGAUUCAGGCCGGCGAGCAUAAAAAGUUGGACAAAGACCAGCUCGACAAGGUGAAAAAGAAAGCCGAAAUCCUAAAGCAGCUAACGGCAUUGGAGAACAGCAGUGAUAAUGCGCAGCCACAGUCACAAUCAUAGCGAAAUGUUGAACUCAACUCUGCCUCUGCCACCAGGCAUUUCUAAUGCUAAAAUUUAAGUUUAAAGAAAACACACUGACCUGAUGAUGUCGCGUCGCUCUGCCCGAAAACACUCACACACACACACACUCAUUUAUGCCUGUUAAAUAGUUCUACAUAUUAGUUAUAGCUUAAGAAAUGCCAUUUUAGAAAUAUGUAUCAGAUAAUUGUAUCAUUGUAUCUGUCUUUAAUGUUCAGUUCAGUUCAUUUGAUUUGAUUUGAUUGAAGGAAUCACCGGGUGUAUUUGUGUAGGAAAACAACAUUGUAAAUCAGAUGUAAUAAAUCUACCUUCUUUUAUUGAU
Messenger RNA from Drosophila obscura, 1018 nucleotides. RefSeq names its product partner of Y14 and mago (gene Pym). The record is from RefSeq and is a predicted model, not a curated record. The transcript has a single exon. Gene Ontology annotation, biological process: exon-exon junction complex disassembly. Gene Ontology annotation, cellular component: cytoplasm; exon-exon junction complex. Lineage: Eukaryota; Metazoa; Arthropoda; Insecta; Diptera; Drosophilidae. Bases 67 to 678 code for a protein of 203 amino acids. Gene Ontology annotation, molecular function: RNA binding.